AAAUUUAAGCUGCCCCCCUCCCUUUUAAAUUAUACAGCAUCUUGAUCUUCUUUUCUUCUUUUCCUUUCUUUUCCUUUACUUUCUUGUUUAAAGAUGAACUAUUCAAGUGGCUGCUACUAUCCUAUUUACGGUAGAAAUAACAUGAUUCGUAGAAAUAAUAAACCACCUUCCGCAUUAUUUGAAUCAAUGGAAAAAUUAAUUCAUACAUGCCAUCAUUUAGCAUAUACCUUGGAAACUACUUUAGUUGCUACUCACUCUGGGAUAAACGCUAUCUUACAACUAACAAAUCGUUGUCAUUCAUUGGCUCAUAUUUUUGGAUUAUUUUCAUUUUUACGAUGGAUAAAACAGAGAUUAUUAUCAUUACAAAAUGGGGGAAAAGUACAUAGAACUUCAUUAUUUUCAAUACAAGAAUUUCAAAAAUAUCAACAUAAUACAUCAUCAACAACAAAAGUAUCCUUUGUGUUAUUUAUUGUAUUAACCCUAGCACCCUUCGCCCUUCAUCUAAUCUCAACAUAUCAACAAAAAAUGGAAAAAAAAGAAGAGAGAAAAAAGAAAAUUCGUGGAAAAUCUGUCAAAAUAGAUCCUAAAAAAUUAGACUUUGCCCGGGCUUUAUAUCCUUUUCGUGCAGAAUCACAAAAUGAAUUAAGUUUACAGCCUAAUGAUUUAAUCGCUAUUCUUUCUAAAGAGGAUCCUCAUUGGUGGCGAGGUAGAUUAAAGAAUGGUAGAAUGGGCUACUUUCCUGCAAAUCAUGUUGAAAUAAUUGUAAAACAUGCUACUGUCCCUUCAUCAACCAUAAAUCGAAAAGAAAUAGUAGUAGCGCCUUCAGCCUAAACAUAGCAUUUAAUAGAAUAGAAUAGAAUAGAAUAGAAUAGAAUAGAAUAUUUGUAUCAUAUUUAUAUAUUUCAUCAUAUUCCCCUCCAUACACACACAUACACAUACAUACACAUACACAUACACACACAUACACACACAUACACACA
Cokeromyces recurvatus is the source of this 980-nucleotide messenger RNA. RefSeq lists its product as uncharacterized. Gene Ontology annotation, cellular component: membrane; peroxisome. The transcript is spliced from 2 exons. Gene Ontology annotation, biological process: protein import into peroxisome matrix, docking. Gene Ontology annotation, molecular function: protein binding. NCBI's taxonomy places the organism in Eukaryota, Fungi, Mucoromycota, Mucoromycetes, Mucorales, Mucoraceae. Bases 94 to 831 code for a protein of 245 amino acids. The record is from RefSeq and is a predicted model, not a curated record.